This is a messenger RNA of Cryptomeria japonica (Japanese cedar), 1296 nucleotides long. Its product is annotated as cytochrome P450 71AU50-like. Gene Ontology annotation, molecular function: iron ion binding; heme binding; monooxygenase activity. Bases 1 to 1272 code for a protein of 423 amino acids. NCBI's taxonomy places the organism in Eukaryota, Viridiplantae, Streptophyta, Pinopsida, Cupressales, Cupressaceae. The record is from RefSeq and is a predicted model, not a curated record. The transcript is spliced from 3 exons.
AUGGCAUGGCUCAAUUCCCCUGCUGUAGAGUUGGCUUUUUCGCUCAUCUUCCUCUGGACUAUAUACAGAUUUGUGACAACGAGGAAGAGCAAGAACAACCAGGGGGAGUUGGGAUUGCCACCAGGGCCACGGCCAUGGCCAGUGAUAGGCAAUCUCCAUCUUUUGGGACGCCUUCCUCACAAGUCUCUUGCUGAACUGGCAAACAAGUACGGGCACAUCAUGUUCCUCCGCUGGGGUUCGGUACCCACGGUUGUGGCCUCUUCACCUGCCAUGGCCAAAGAAUUUUUUAAAAACCACGGUCUGAUCUUCGCAAACAAGCCACCUUCAGCGACGGGCAGAACUUACUCUGACCAUGAACUCGGGGGAGGGAAGUGGUUUUUACAGAUGGUGGCUGAAAUUAUGCAUCUCUCAGGAGUAAUUGUUGUAGGAGACUUCAUUCCCUCUCUCGCCUUUCUGGAUUGGCGAGGCUACUGUCGCCGCAUGCAGGAUGCUCGUAAGGUAUUCGAUGAGUUUUUUGACAAGCUCAUCAAUGAGCACGUUGAGCGGAGAAGGUCGAAAAAGUCGGACGAUCCGGACAUUGUGGACGUGCUGCUGGACAUGGCUGAGAGCGAAACUGCCGAGAUACAAGUCUCUCGGAUUCACAUGAAAGCAAUCAUCAUGGAUAUGUUGAGUGCUGGAGUAGAAACAUCUGCCACAACUAUAGAAUGGGCAAUGACUGAGAUGCUGAGAAACCCUCAAGUAAUGGCAAGGGCACAACAAGAGAUUGAAUUAGAGGUUGGGAGAGAUCGCAUCGUAAGAGAGAGUGAUCUGGUAAACUUAGACUACUUGCGAUGUGUUGUGAAGGAAACACUUCGAUUACAUCCACCAGCGCCCUUGCUCAUACCACACGAGUCCACGCAGGGUUGCAAUGUUGGAGGAUACUACAUCCCACCAAAAACAAGGUUGCUUGUGAAUGUUUGGGCAAUUGGAAGAGAUGAAAGUGUUUGGGAAGAUCCUUUAGAAUUCAAGCCCGGAAGAUUUAUUGGCUCAAGCAUAGAUGUUAAAGGCCACCAGUUUGAAAUGUUGUCUUUUGGAACAGGAAGGAGACAAUGCCCUGGGAUUGCCAUGGGGCUUUCUGUUGUUCACUUGGCUGUGGCUCAGCUCAUACAUUGCUUUCAUUGGAGUGUGGAGGGUGAUUUGGAUAGGGAUGAAGAGUUUGGAUUGACCGUGCCAAGGAAGUUUCCUAUCUUUGCUCUUCCCUCCUGGAGGCUCACCACUAACGAGCCACCAUAACAUUGGAUGUAUAGUUGGGACAGA